Messenger RNA from Orbicella faveolata, 8792 nucleotides. RefSeq lists its product as uncharacterized. NCBI's taxonomy places the organism in Eukaryota, Metazoa, Cnidaria, Anthozoa, Scleractinia, Merulinidae. Gene Ontology annotation, molecular function: RNA polymerase II transcription regulatory region sequence-specific DNA binding; DNA-binding transcription factor activity, RNA polymerase II-specific. Gene Ontology annotation, biological process: regulation of transcription by RNA polymerase II. The record is from RefSeq and is a predicted model, not a curated record. Gene Ontology annotation, cellular component: nucleus.
UUUUGAGUCAUUUUAAGCCUACACGAGCCAGAAAUGUCAAGCUCGGUACAGCUUAAGAUUGAAACAGCAUUGAAACUCAAGUCCACGUUGAUAUGUACAUUUUUUUUUUAUUUUCGUUUGUAAAAUGCAUGAUAAUUGCAUGAAAUCGACCCCAUAAAGUAACAGAAUUUCUUAAUUUUUAUGAGCGAAUAUUGCUGUACAAGGUGGUUUACAUCUUAACGUUAAGACAUAAUAUGGAGUCCUCUUAGGUUGGAUUAAAUUUCUUUGCCGUCGUGGAAGCUGUGUGUUUCUCUAGAUUGCAAAACUUUAAGCGUUUUUGGAGGAUUCGGAUUUUUUUUUUCAUACUUUUAAUUCGCUGCAGGAGUCUUAAAGCACACUUGAAAUGAAACGUAUGAGAGUUCCAUUUUUAUUCUAAUAUUCACAGCUUGCUGGCUUGGCUGAAAACCACACGAAAAGAACGCUACGUCCCCAAAAAAGGUUAAUCUGUUUGAUUUACAUUUAAAAAUCUUGUUUAAGGUGGUUGAAAAGCAACGCUUGUUUCGACAUACAGUGCGGGGGGGAGGGGUGUAUUUUAAUCAAAUUUUUACUGUCACGAUUAGUUGGUUGACUCUACGUAAUGAUCACAUUAUCAUUUUAUCAUUAUUUUAAAAGGAAAUGAUAUAUGAAAAAGUGAUAGAACAAAAAUUCGUUCUAUUAAACACGGCUUACCAUAUGAUAAUUUUCAAAAGCUGUUUGGCCCUCAGAAUAAUUCAUGAUUGCUGAUGAUUGUCAGCUAUUGACAAGCUUUUGUUUCGUGUAGAGCAGGAGGUGCGACACCAGUGCAAGUAUAUUUUUCGCUUUCUCGUUAUUAGAUCAACUUGAAGCGAUCAUGGACUCUCUUGGUCCUGUAAAUCGGAAAGGAUUUCUCAAUUUCAAACAUCCGUGCUGUAUUUGUUUAGACACUGGGUCGCGAUUGGUUGACGGUUUGUUUAGCUCUACAAGGCGUAAUGUCACACAUGUGAAUGAGUUCAGGCGCUGGCCAAUCAGCGUCGAGGAUUGUCCCAUUCACAGAGAGACAAGCAAUUUCUCGGUUUAUUUUCGAAAUCUUCUAUUCGAGAAUGAUCGCACGGUGUAGCUGGAUCGCGAUUCCCUUCCAUUUGCUUGCUGAUCGGUUUGUGUAGUGAUUUCAGGAAUGUGGACCAAGAACUAAACGCCAAAGAAAAUAUGAAUCGUAAAGGGAGAGUUCGGCGUGGAAAUCCUGCAAGAAAAUCAAGUGAAUAUGGCUUUAUCACGGAAGAUACAAAGAUCGCUCAAUGUGGUAAUCAAGACAUUUUAAGCGUAAACAAUCAGUUGCCAAAAAAUUCGGCGAAAAGAAAUCUGUCAAAAGAAAUCGACGAUGAAUCGCAUUGUAAAAGGCAGAACUUUCAUUUACGGGAAGAAAGUGCCAACUCGGUCGGAAACUUUGACGGGGAUGCUUUUGUUCCACCGAAAUGCACGACACCAGCUGUUUCGUUAACGCAAGGUACUGAUUUUAAAGCGAAAUCUCCUCAGAAAAGAAAGAAAGGAGUUGAUGACGGCAAUUCAAUCAAGAAGGCCGCGAGCGGGUGUGACGUUUCUGACGGCUCAUCGUCAACCGUUGCUAGGCACUUAGCUUUUCUUGAAAGCACCAACGGUGCUAACAAUUUCCUAGAGGACGAAAAUACUGAUAGUGCCAUCUCAGAUGAAGAAUUUGAAGGAGCAAAUGGAUAUGGGAAAGUUAAUAAUCAGCAAAAGACUCCAAAACGACCUGCCAGCCGAAACCGAGGAGAGAACAUAGUUUCAAGGACGCCCACUCCCACACAACAGAAAUAUAAGAAAGGUGAUAUUGUACAAAUGGAGAACGGAGUGCGGAAGAAAUUUAACGGCAAACAAUGGAGACGGCUUUGUUCGAGAGAGGGGUGUAACAAGGAGAGCCAGCGGCGAGGCUAUUGUUCUCGUCACCUGUCAUUAAAGGGCAAGUCCCUGACGAAAGGCAUCGGAAUUCCUGGACAGAAAAAAGGCAAAUUACAUGGUAAAGAACUUACCUGGGAAUCUGGCAACGAAAGUGAAGGAAGUGUAGAAGGAGAGGUGUCGAGUAAAGGAACUGCUAACCACAAGGACUUAAAUGAUAAAGAAGCAGAGGCUGCGUUUUCACUCGUCUCACUGAGCAAUUCAAGAUGUGCCACACCAUUUUCUAACCCUGCCACACCUUUGCCAAUUUCACCUGGACCUGGCCAGUGUCAAUCUCCUUCACCCUACAGCAACUGUUACAGUAAUCGCAGUACCACCCCAGGUCAGCAUCGGUCAGUUACACCGGUGAGGACCUGGGCCUCCGCCACACCCCGUUCUGGAAGGUCAUCAAGUGCAGAGCUGCUCUCACCUUUCUUCCCAAAUGGAUUGUCAUUAUCAAAUGCAGUGAGUCCUGAUUCUGGAAUUCUCUGUCGUGACGAGUCUGGAAGCCGUGCGAGUAACACUUCAUCUUUAAUGUCACCGUUACCUCUGCUUUCACCUAUCACUCCAACCAAAAGAACUUUCUCUCCUAUUUCGCCUCCGGCUGGUUCCUCCCGGUCAUUUUCACCCAUUCCAUGCACUCCACCUGCAAUAUCUGGGAAGAGAACAUUUUGUCCUGUGUCACUACCUGCGCCAUCAGCAAUAACCCCACCCAGAGACAAGGCAGGCAGGGUUAUGUACUCUCCCAUACCUGCCCAGUCGCUUCCUUUGACUUCAAACAGUACAUUUGUACCAUUUUCACAAGAUACUAACAAGAAAAGUUAUCCUGAUCAGGAAAGAACUGGUGAUAGUGAAGAGGACAAUGUUAAGCAGUCUACGUCGAAUUCUGAAACUGCUGAGGAAGACACUGAGUCAAAAGAGCAACUGCUAAAGGAUAACGACAACUCAGGCAAAGCCAGCCAAAGAGACCAGCAAGAUGGCAAUUCAACUGAAUUAAUUCCUGAAGUACAACUACCUCCAGUGCAGGUCAACACCAUUCAGAUUUCUGUCUAUCCUUGGCAGUGUUUGGUUCCACAACUGUUUAAUGUAGCCGCAAACAGUUUGUCGCAGCAGAACACUUGUAAUGUUGUUACAUCACAAGAGGGACAGGAAAAUGCUGAUUGUGAGCAGAACAGAAUGGAAAGUGCUAGUGACAGUGCAAAUCAUGGUAAUGCAGGAGAAAGGAGGCUUGAAAGCAGGUUGCAAGGAAAUAGUGGACCAAACAAUAGGAAAAGAACACGGUCAUUAUCAUUCAGCAGUCAAGACGAGGGAAAGCCUGCUGCCAAGGUGCAGGCAUCCAGUUAUCCAUCAAGACAAGAAAAAGAACACAUUCGUCGCCCAAUGAAUGCGUUCAUGAUCUUUAGUAAGCGGCACAGGGCUCUAGUCCAUCAGAAGCAUCCUCACCAAGAUAACAGGACGGUGAGCAAGAUACUUGGUGAAUGGUGGUAUAACCUUGGAGCCAAAGACAAACAAAAAUACAUUGACCUUGCAGCCCAGGUCAAAGAAGCUCAUUUCAGGGCAUACCCACACUGGAAGUGGUGUACUAAAGACAGGAAAAAGUCACCAAGGAAAGUUUCAGACAGAACAGAGUCCAGUGAUUCCAUGGGAGGAGAUGGUAGCGAAUAUCAAAGUGAUAUAGUGAUGGGAAGUGAAGAGCAUGAAGGUGUUUUUGACAACGAUUGUGAAGAACCCUCAGAUGCUAAGCCUAGACUGAGAUGUAAGCGCUCACAGAGCACUCCAGCAAAUCAACAGGAACCUUCCCUGAAGGAAGCUGUGCAUCGGCCGUACACACCCCAGCCUCCUCCCCCAACACAGCACUCACUCUUUGAGCUGGCACAGAUGUGUUCCGAACUAGAUGAAACCACUGUGCCAUCUGCCAGACCACCAGUGUCCGAGGACAGACACAUCUCAUUUGAACAAGGGACCACCGAUACAAUGAGCGAAUCAGAAGAUGAUGACAUUGGCUCGGAAGAACUGAUGUGCAAUGAAAACAUUGACGUGAAUGACAAGGAGUCUGAUGACUCCGAUGAUGAAGAGCUGACUAACAGGGUGUUUCCUCAGCAGAGGUUUUCCCCUGUGCAUUUCACUGCGAGACGAAGCCAGACCCCGGACAUUGGCAAGAUCAGGUACUCACCUAUUGAAUUUCCUGUCAAGAGAGCAGUGACUCCAAACAUGUAUGAACAAAUGAUCAAAUCAUCUGACAUUAGCAUUUCCUCGAAACCACCUUCCAAAAUGGUUGACUUUGGUUUCAGGGCACCGAAAGGGCUGCCUCAUUCAAUCAAAAGUACAGAUAAAAAUGAAAGCUCGUCAUCUUUGAGUGGCCACUUUGUACGCCCCAAGCAACCAAUGGGUAAGAGCCACUCACCAGGGCUCACUGUGAGUGGGCACUUUCAGCCAACAGGGUCAGUAUUCAGACCAAGCCAGCCUUCCAGCGGUAAUGGAAGUUCCAAGCUUAACUCAUCUAUCUGUGAGAGUCCUUCUAAAGCUGUUGUGAGCUCAUCUGAUGUGUCCCAUUCAUCGUUUUCUCAACCGGCACUGUUUCCCAGUCACUUCACGAAAUUUUCUUCAAAUGCGCACAUGCCUUCAACAAACAACUUGGCAAACAAUGCAACUCUUGGAGUACAAGCGAAAUCUCCUGUUACUUCUUUCAAAGGCAACAGUCAAGGUGGACUGCCAUUGGGUACCAGUGCCCCCGUUUCAAUAGUACCAUUUCCUGGCCAAAAGGAUACCAGCCUCGCAAAUUCUGGAAACUUGACAAGCAGGCCUCUAACAGGUUUUCAAGUGCCAUCAGCCGCUACUAUGUCCAGUCACGUGACUUGGCCAGGGGCUCCAGCGUCCAGUUCUUUGGCUCCUCUGACAGUGUCAGUAGCUACCCACACAGCUCCUCCGUUUCACCAACCUAUCAAAAGCACCCCCGUUCAUUCACCGGGAGCCAAGGGACUGCAGCUGAAACCCAUAGCUCCCUUGCUGUCACCUCCAUUGGUGGCCACUUCUACCAGUGGUUUGCACAGUGGGGAGAAGACAUCCGCAAGGGUUCUACUGGCAAAGAAGCCCGCACCCCUCUCAGGUGCUGUUCAAACGGCUGGAAAACGAAAUAUGAUGGUGGAUACAAAACAAGCAUUUCCGUCCCCUGGAGGGGUAGGGUAUCAUAAUGUAAAUCCUGUUGUGUUAAAUGGAAAUCACGGGGUCGUGUCGCCGCUUUUACAAAGCCCACCAAGGCCAAGGCAAGUUCCCUCCCCAAGAACGGCUCAUGGUGUUAACACUGGUGUAGCAGUAAGACCAGCCCCACGGUCACCAAGACUGGCCACGCCCGACACUAACCAACUGUCGCCUAAAGGAGGGAACUUUUUCUCGGGGCCAUAUCCCCGAACUGAGAAGGUGGCGACACCCUCCACAAGCUGUUCAUCUUCUAGAGAAGCAAGCCACACAGUCACAACAAACAGUCACAGGCAGCCCAGUAAGCCACAGCAAGCCAUUUUUGAGAAGAAUCUUCCAUGCCCUGUUGAUACACAGGCAUCCCAACUAGUAGGAGAUGGUGGCGACUGUAAAGGUCUGUCCGGUGACUCAAAGUCUCACGUUAAUUCAAAAACCAUCCUGAAGAGGUUUAUUGCUGAUGGAAUGGAGGAAGUUCUAUCGGAAGUAAACUUCGAGAGGCAGUUUGCAGAGCUACCCGAAUACACACCUUACCAUCGUCCAGGCCGCGAUGUUAAAGCAGCUACCAACAGACGCGCUGUUGUAACAGGAAACACGCCAAACGCUGAAGACGACGGUGUGCCAACAGCCACUUCUGCGUCAGAAAGACCGUCUUGUGCCAAUGGAUUAGGAGAAGGAGGCCAAGGAGCUGGUCACAGAACCAGCAACAUGCCAAGUCUGGAAGCUCUCGCAGAGGUCGCCGCCCUUGAGCAAGGUGGUGGUCUGAAGGAGGCGGACAAGGAAGACAAGGCAGAACCAAGCAGUCCCACCCUCUCCUCCCACAAAAAGCCAGUGGAUCAGCGACGCAGUGUGGUCCUUCAGCUCUUCCAGGAACAUGGGUACUUUCCUUCCGAUGGCGUCACGUCUGUGUUUCAGCAGCGACAUUCAGAUUUGUUCCCUACCAAACCAGCGCUGCAACUCAAGAUUAGAGAGGUCCGACAAAAGAUCAUGCACAAAACUGGGGCCAAUAGCAAGUGAGGUGCGAUUAACGUAUCAAAAUAUAAUCAUUUAUGUUUCGAAUAGUGUUGCAAAGUUUCCUUAAACGUAUCUGAUGCGAACAUGACCAGAUCUUAAUUCCACGUUCGAGAUGUCUAAUCUACUUCAAUGUCUGAAAAAUUUGUUCAUCGAUCAUUUUUUUCCGCCGUAAAAUUCGCUAAGGAAAGUUUGAAGCACUAUUUGCACAAUUCUAGAAGCUGAGACGCUACACCAUUAGCCACGUUUACGCUUGAAGUAAAUUUUGAAGGCUGUCUGAGAGAACUAAUAACGGAAAUGAUAAUAUUCAUAAUACAGUUUGAUCGUAAAAAAAGUUCUCCGAAACAAGUCUAAGACUAGAUCUAUUUUCUGAGCAGAAAUCAAUUUUCCUUGGACUGCAUUGUCAGUAAAUAGUUUUAUGCUGUAAGGCUGUUUCCAUAUUCUUGCUACAAUCGCUGACCUUUUUUGCAGCGACCGUAGUGGUCAUAUGAAUCCGGCCUUAUCAGUAAAUCGCAUGGUGUCUUUCCAUUGCAUGUCAAAAUUGCACGUGCGAAAAUUGCACGUCGUCAUAAGCACACUGAUUGGCUGAAUUGUUAAGAAAGCCAAUAGACAGACUUCAAAAUUUGGUCUCAAUUGAACCAAGACUCGAGUUUAGUCUAUGGUAUAAAAUACUCAUACUUGUCUACUCAAAAUGUGUUCGAGUUGACACGGUUUGCUGUUUCGAAGUAAGAAUACACUACAACGCAAUAAACUCGUUCUGGUUUUGUAACAAGACUGUUAAGAUUGUCUUAAAGUGUGCACAAAGUUUGGUUUGAUGGACAAAGAUGUUGCUCGCUGCAAGUGAAAUUCAUUUUAUCAGAGUGGGUUAUUUACUUCGCUUCUGUCCAGUCAGGCCCUGAUGUUAACGUCGCACUGUUACGGUUCCCGCAUCGAGGGAAUUCAUUCAAACAUUAUCUCAGUAACUUAUAGGUGUAGUAAUGCGAUUAAACGGAUUAAAACGGGCCGCUCGACUGAGGUGCCGAUUGUCGAUCAGUUCGGUUCGUUUUGAAGGUUCAGACCAAAUGAUAUUCAGAGAACGAGUUGCUGAUACUGGUGUUUUCGUAAUUUAAAAUGUUGUUCUUUAGUGGAUCAAAACGAAGGUUGCUGGCUUUUUGAUACAAGUGAAAUGUCCGUCACCUUUUCUCGAGUGUUCCUGGUCGUUUUAGAUCGUAAAGUGGUGUACAUAUGAGCUUCUUAGAGUCUCCUCAGAGGGUAGACCAAUUAGGAUAUCCGCUAGUUUCGUUUAUGUUCCACUCGUGGUAUUUAAACAAAUUAUUCGUCAUAUUGACUUCGUUUUUGGCCGCCAUAUUGAAUAGUGGAGCUCAGAUCCGACGAUUUGUUCCGAGCGACGUCGUCGAGAGUUUUUCGGAAAGUUCAACAUGGCGUCCGCCACGUGUUUUAAGACUGGGAGUAGCAGUAGAGAGUAGAAUAAUUUUAUUAUUUAUUGAGUUAACCGACUGGUGUGUAUAGUUGUAAGAUAAUUGAGAAGGUUAUAGAGUGAUUUUAUGGUGGAUGUAUAUACAAUGGUUUAAUUUCCUUUUUAUCUUACAUAUAUAUAUUGCGAAAUUUCUGUUAUGUUUGUAGAACUUAAGUUAUCGCUCUGGAGUGUACUACUACAGAUGUUUAACGAAUAAUGCUUUCAGUAUACUAUUGUUCGCAUGCAACACAGGGGAGGAAGUUACCUUUACACGGCUGAUUCGUUCCACUUAGCAAAUUUUCGCUCUCUUCAUCCAUGACAUGCCAAUUUCGUGAUAAAGAAAUACAAUUUCUGAGCACAUUAGCCAAGGCUAAGGUUUUGUCUUGCAACAAAAGUGAAAGUUGUACUUUGCUAUCCUUAUUCCUGUAAGUCGAUUUGAAAGUAUUUCUUUUUGUUUUUCUGUCCCUUCAAAUCAUAAUUUUCGUUGAAUGACGUUUGUAGGCUGCAGACUGCGGACUUCUUUACUAAUAUUUUAUUCCCAUUUCCAAAACUAAGAGCUAUUACAUUAAACAGGUUAACCUGAGCGCUAUUUGAGCUAAUCUGAGUGAUAUUCAGGCCAACCAAAGUGCUAUUUAGGUUUAAUUGUAGUCUGUAGUCUGUAGUCUGCAGUCUGUAAAUUUCAUAUUGCAGGUUUUAUUUUGAUAGUGUGACCAAAGUAUUUCCGUUACUUGGGUUAAGCGUUGCGUGACGACUCAAAUAACAGCCGCGAGAGAGACAGCGUGAUCUGGGCUCCUUAAAAUUUAAGGAAAUGCGCAGUAGUGUAAAUCAGCUGUUGAUUGACUGCUUGUUUUGAAAACAACCAAUCAACGCCUCGGAUAAAGCCUGCGAGUAAGCAAUCCUGAACUGUAGAAUUUGAAAAUGCCAUCGCCAUUGCCUUAAAUACGGACGCCUUUUCGUACUCGUUUCAUUUUAAAUAGUUUAAGAACUCCUCUAGAGUGGUUGUCAACCGAGUGUCGUAAGACUAAAACCAAAGUUAUCACUCUAGCCAAUCACAAAGGACGUAGACAAUCCACUGAACCAAUCAGAACUCCAAGUAAUGGCAUGUAGCUGACACAAAGCGCGGGAAAACGAGUGCGAGUGAGCUACAAUUGGUUUUGGUUUUACUUCUGAUUGGAUGAAAAAGUGG